Molecule: messenger RNA, 1251 nt
Organism: Phytophthora sojae
Lineage: Eukaryota; Oomycota; Peronosporomycetes; Peronosporales; Peronosporaceae
Exons: 1
Coding region: 1-1251 (416 amino acids)
Biological process (GO): zinc ion transmembrane transport
Cellular component (GO): plasma membrane
Molecular function (GO): zinc ion transmembrane transporter activity
Source: RefSeq, a predicted model, not a curated record
AUGCCGCGCAACUACAACAGCAUGGACGAGACGAUGCCGCUCAAGGGCCCGCCGGCCGUGGACCGCAAGGCGUCGCGCCGCAUCCCGCUGACCGAGAGCGCCAGACGCGCCCAACGGAAGCUGCAGCUGGCCUGCCUGUGCUCGCUGCUCUUCAUGUGCGCCGAGAUCGUGGGCGGCUUCCUGGCCGGCAGUCUGGCCAUCAUGACGGACGCCGCGCACCUGCUGUCGGACGUGGCCGGCUUCUGCAUCUCGCUCUUCGCGAUCUGGGUGAGCACGCUGCCGGCCUCCAAGCGCCUGAGCUUCGGCUUCCAGCGGGCCGAGGUCAUCGGCGCCGUCACGAGCGUGCUGGUCAUCUGGGUGCUCACGGGCGUGCUGGUCUACGCGGCCGUGGAGCGCUUCAUGGAGUGCCUGCAGCCCAACCCGACGGAGCACGUCAACGGCAAGCUCAUGUUCAUCGUGGCCUGCAUCGGCCUGGCCGUGAACGUGAUUCUCAUGCAGAUCCUGGGCCACGGCCACUCGCACGGAGGAGACGGCGGCCACGGCCACUCGCACGGAAGCGGCAGCCACGGCCACGCGCAUGGCGACAGCAGCAGCAGCGCCAGCUCCAGCGACGAGGAGGGCCAUGGCCACGCGCACGGAGGCCACGGCCACUCGCACGGGGGUCAUGGCCACUCCCACUCGGGUCACGGCCAUUCCCACGGCGCGGACCUCGAGAAGGGCCAGAAGACGGACAAGGCCCAGGGAAAGAAGAAGCUCGAGAACUUGAACAUCCAGGCCGCCUACAUCCACGCGCUCGGCGACUUCAUCCAGAGCGUGGGGGUGUGCAUCGCCGGCGGCCUCAUCUGGUACAAGCCCGAGUGGCAGAUCGCCGACCCCAUCGCCACCUUCAUCUUCUCGGUGCUGGUGCUGGCCACGACCAUCGGCAUUGUGCGCGACAGCAUCCACGUGCUCAUGGAGGGGACCCCCGACGGCAUCCACGCCGACGAGAUCGAGCGCGGCCUGCAGAACUGCUCGUCGGUCGUGGCCAUACACGACCUGCACAUCUGGUCGCUGAGCGCCGGCCUGCCCUCACUCAGCGUGCACCUCGUGUCGGACGACGCCGAGACGGCGCUCCACGCGGCGCAGCGCUACCUCAUGUCCAAGGGCAUCACGCACACGACCAUCCAGAUCGAGAAGACGGCCACGCUGUACCCGCGCGACUGCACGUCCGACCUCAAGUGCGGCCAGGACUCCCCGCAAAAUAGCGACUAG